This is a messenger RNA of Nylanderia fulva, 890 nucleotides long. RefSeq lists its product as uncharacterized. The record is from RefSeq and is a predicted model, not a curated record. NCBI's taxonomy places the organism in Eukaryota, Metazoa, Arthropoda, Insecta, Hymenoptera, Formicidae.
UAUCUGACGAAGGUGUCGUAGUACGAAAAUGUAUCAUAAGUUCUCUAUCUCGUUCAGUCACCUGGAUAUGUUUCACGUUUGCAUGUGAUUUUGGAUCUCCAAUGACGACUCUCCUUCGCAUCUCUCUCAUCCUGUGCGCGCUCUCCGGUUAUUCCCGUUGUCAGCAGCCUCCGGAGCCAGCUAUAAAUGUUCAAGUAGGCGGCAACUGCGAGAGAGACGCCGAAUGCAUCGAGAAUGCAUUCUGCCGCUGGCAGCAAAACUGUUUGUGCGAACUAUAUUACUCGCCGAGUCCCGAUAAAUCGAUGUGCAUCGCCACUGUGGGGUUGCGCUGCGAGAACGAUGACACCUGUCGAACUAUGGCGAAUGGCGAAUGCAGACAAGGCACAUGCACCUGCAAGGACGAGUUCUUUUUAGACAACUUGAAUAGAUCGAAUUGCAUUCCCAGACCUUCCCAAAUCGGCGAUCGCUGUACGAUUACGACGAUAUGUCAGGAGAGUUUCAAUUUUGCGACGUGCGUCAACGAAAAAUGUCAAUGUUACACGGGAUAUCAUUUUGUAAAUGAGACGAAAACUUGCGUUCCGAAUCAAGCCUUGUACAAUACUUGUACCAGCGACCACGAAUGCUACGAAGACAACAAGAACCCGGAUAUCUUGGAGUGUAAGAAUGGUCAAUGCGUGUGCAAGGAAGGAGAGCCGCAAUGUGCCGGAGGUUCGAGAAGCAAAAUCGCCGAAAUGAUGACAAUUUUGUUAGUGCUCUGGAUAUUGUUAAUGAAUCCAUCAAUAUAGCAAAUUAAUAUCAAAUGUCUAUAAAUAUCUAUAAAUAUUUAAUUGUUCGUUUGAUUUUACAAUGGCAUUAUUUAACGCGCAAAAUAAACAAACUCACAUAAGUCA